AAUAUGCUCAACAUAAAAAUCAUAUACAAAACUAAAAUUCAUAAAUUACCUCCUAGUGUAGAGUCAUAUCAAGACAUUAUUUAUUCAAUUAAAAAAUUGUACCCAAAUCUAAAUUAGCCUUACUUAUUUGCAAUAAUUCCUUGUAAAAUUUAUUUAAGUUAAUCUAUAAAGAUAUUGAAGAGAUAGAAGAAAUAAAUUGUGAGUCUGAUUUCUCUUUCCUAAAGAAAAUAUAUUCACAAGAAGGUUUGACAACUGUUAAGUUACUUGUUUCAGAGGAUAGAAAUUAAAAUAAUUUCAAUAUUGAAUCAUUAAAUAUGUUAAAUCAAAGCAUUUCAAUUACUAAUAGAUCUAGAGUUGAAUAAAAUAAAAUAUAAUAAUAAAGCAAUCAAAGGUAAAUAAAUCUAUUAAAUAUUAGAAUAAAAAUUUAAGAACAAGAAUAAUGUAAAUUUGAUUAUUCGAAAGACGAAGAUCUUAAAUAAGUUGUAACUAACAUUUUAGAUUAACAAUUAAGACAUUAUGGAUUGAUAAAAAAAAAAGCAUAAAUUGUAAUUUAAGAAUAAUUAUACUCUAAUGAAGAUUUAAAUGGAUAAAUAUCAUAACAUUUUGAUUUAACUAAUAUUAAUUAGUAAUAAUAAAUUUAUAAUAAAAGAUAAGAAGCUUAAAGAACGUAAUUUAGAGAGAUGCAUAAGGAUUGUUGAAAUUAUUCACUUUUAAUUUAUUUUUCAUUAUAUAUAUUAAAUAAAUUAAAAAAGAUUUAAAAAUGGUAUUAAUACAUCUCUAUUGAAUUUAGGGAGCCCAUAAAUCAUUAAGAAUGAAGAAAAGAUUAAUAAAGGCUAACAAAUAAAAUAGACCGUUACCUAAUUGGUUCAGAUAUAGAACAGACAAUACAAUAAGGUAUUUUUGCGAUAAACAAUAAAUAAAGGUAUAAUUCAAAGAGAAGACAUUGGAGAAGAACUAAGCUUAACAUAAAUUGA
Molecule: messenger RNA, 974 nt
Organism: Paramecium sonneborni
Lineage: Eukaryota; Ciliophora; Oligohymenophorea; Peniculida; Parameciidae
Source: the annotation of a GenBank genome assembly